AUGUCCCCUUCGGACGACGUCAAUUACAAUAAUGAUGAUGGUGGUGAUAAUGGUGAUGAAAUCCCUGACGACGAUAUGCUGGUCAACAAGAAGACCAGCUUCAACGGGAAGCUGAAUAAAUACUUUUACCAUGUAACCAAGACGAAGGUGGACACCGUCCAGAGACCCGCAGGGAGAGUAUCAUCGCCAGCCAUGACACAGACGCAGACACAGACACAGAAGGUCCAAGUCAAAGGGACAGCAGAACCAGGCGACGCGACAGGAAUAAUAAUAGGACGGCGCGUCACUCGCUCCCAGUCCUCGCGAUUGUCCACUGCAUCCUCGUCCCCCUCCGAAAACAACACUCCAGCAGCAGCAGCUUCUCUCAGCUUACCUCCUUCUAAGCGAGACUCGUCAUCAUCCUCUUCCUCGCCCAAGAAGAAGAAAAAACGCCUCUUACGAACCGAAGAAAAAGACCCCUCCUUCUCCCCUCCCUCCCGCCUCCGCGACACCAUCCCGCCGAACCUGAUCCUCCUCCUCGUCGGAGUGAACCCAGGCCUGAUGACGGGCGCGACGGGGUUCGCGUACGCGCACCCGUCGAACCUGUUCUGGAAACUGCUGCACUCGUCCGGCAUCACGACGGUGCGGCACCCGCCCAGCGACACGUACCGGCUCCCGGAGCUGUACGGCGUCGGCAACACCAACAUCGUCGAGCGGCCGACGCGCGACGCGAGCAUGCUGAGCAAGGCCGAGAUGGACGCGGGCGUGCCCGUGCUCGAGGCCAAGAUCGCCGCCCAGCGGCCCGAGGCCGUCGGCCUCGUCGGCAAGAGUAUCUGGGAGGCUGUCUGGAGAGUCAAACACGGGCGGCCGAUCCGCAAGUCCGAGUUCCGCUACGGAUGGCAGGAUGAGAGCGAGAAUAUGGGCAGGACGGCCGACUGGCCUGGCGCGCGCGUCUUUGUGGCCACGACGACGAGCGGCUUGGCUGCUACCAUGAGUCUGGCUGAGAAGCAGGCUGUAUGGAACGAGCUAGGGCGGUGGGUGGUCCAACGGAGGGAGGAGAGAAAAGCUGCUGCUGCUGUCGCUGCCAGCGGUGAUUCAGAUGCUUCCGCUGUGACUACUCCUGUCUCUGUGCCUACUUCGGCGUCUCCUUACUUUGCGAGUACCAAAGACGAUUCUACAAAGUCGUGA
Messenger RNA from Rasamsonia emersonii CBS 393.64, 1167 nucleotides. Its product is annotated as G/T mismatch-specific thymine DNA glycosylase. The coding region runs from base 1 to 1167 and encodes 388 amino acids. Gene Ontology annotation, molecular function: mismatch base pair DNA N-glycosylase activity. Lineage: Eukaryota; Fungi; Ascomycota; Eurotiomycetes; Eurotiales; Trichocomaceae. The record is from RefSeq and is a predicted model, not a curated record. Gene Ontology annotation, biological process: base-excision repair, AP site formation. The transcript has a single exon.